AAGAAAACACACACAACCACAAAGGAAAAAAGAACUGCGUCUUUUAUAGGUGGAUUGGACUUAUUCGUUUCCGCAAAGGUUUGAAAGUUGAAAGAAAACAUGACGAUGACAAUUAACGAUCUUCCACAAGAUUUGGUGGAGGAGAUACUCUGCAGGGUUCCGGUGAAAUCUAUCGGAGUAGUGCGGUCUACUUGCAAAAACUGGAACGUUUUAUCCAAAGAUGAGAGAUUUGCCAAUAAGCACAUUGACAGAGCAGCAGCUGCAGCAAGAGAAAAGGAGUACCUUAUAAUCACUGCGGGGGGUUCCAUGGAUUAUUUGACUAGCGUCAAUCUCUAUGAAACUCGCAACAAAAACUUUGAUUUAUCCAUAAACCGUAAAGGAAUAAGUAUUGAACGAGAACAUUCAGAGGAAAUAGUCUUUAUAUCUCAAGCCUUUUUCUCCAAUGGUUUAUUGCUCUGUGUAUGGAGAAACAACGAAAAUAGGCUUUUGGUUUGGAACCCUUAUUGGGGGAAAAGAAGAUGGAUCGAAUGCCCACCACACUGUUUGAAUGAAAGGUUUGCUUUCGGCUAUGAUAGAUCUUGUGGUAGCCACAAAAUCUUGAGGUUCAGCAAUGAUAACCCCCGCAUGGAAAUCUUCUAUUUGAGGUCUGAUUCAUGGAGGACUUAUGAUGCCUCUUUUAACAGAAAUACAAUAAAGUAUAAUGAACCUGGCAUGUCUCUGAAGGGAAACACUUAUUGGUAUGUUACAGAUUAUGAAUCAGAAGAUGGUUUCUUACACUGUUUUGAUUUUACAAGAGAGAGUUUUGGACCGCGUCUGCCUCUACCUCCAUGCUCUCACUCCUUUCAUACUGUUUGACUAUCUUCGGUUAAAGAGGAGAAGCUUGCACUGUUAUUUGUCAUAUCUGGGCUUGAUGAUAUUUGGGUUACAAAUAAGAUUGAACCCUACGAAGUGUCCUGGAGCAAAUUCUUUAAAGUUGAAACGAUGCAACACAUUAACUCUCAGCCAUUUUUUUAUUGACGAGGAGAGGAAGGUCAUUGUGGUUUUUGAUAGAUAUGACAAUGCAUACCACAUUUGCGGGGAGAGUGGUCCUUUCAGAAAAAUGUAUCCCAGAGUAUAUAGUAAACUAGUGGUGUGUCCGCGCUACGCGCGGAUUGUUAGCUUUUUGUGUUAUUUAGAUAUGAAUAUUUUUUGGUGAUGUUGUUGUCUAGUUUUUGAUAUUCAACUGAUGUAGCAAUUUGUAUGUUUUUGUAUAAUUUGAAAUGCAGACAAUGUUUUGACAUUUGUGUCAAUGAGGUUGUAUUGUUGAUGUUUGAUGCGUUUAAU
This is a messenger RNA of Raphanus sativus (radish), 1323 nucleotides long. RefSeq names its product putative F-box protein At3g20705. The coding region runs from base 100 to 855 and encodes 251 amino acids. Gene Ontology annotation, molecular function: protein binding. The record is from RefSeq and is a predicted model, not a curated record. NCBI's taxonomy places the organism in Eukaryota, Viridiplantae, Streptophyta, Magnoliopsida, Brassicales, Brassicaceae. The transcript has a single exon.